Thalassophryne amazonica is the source of this 4026-nucleotide messenger RNA. RefSeq names its product signal peptide peptidase-like 2 (gene sppl2b). The coding region runs from base 59 to 1717 and encodes 552 amino acids. Gene Ontology annotation, biological process: membrane protein proteolysis. Gene Ontology annotation, molecular function: aspartic endopeptidase activity, intramembrane cleaving. The transcript has 15 exons. Gene Ontology annotation, cellular component: Golgi-associated vesicle membrane; lysosomal membrane; cytoplasmic side of endoplasmic reticulum membrane. The record is from RefSeq and is a predicted model, not a curated record. NCBI's taxonomy places the organism in Eukaryota, Metazoa, Chordata, Actinopteri, Batrachoidiformes, Batrachoididae.
GGGAGGAGUCCGGCGUACUUGGUUUGUUGAUGUGGGCUACAGCGGCAAGCUCGUCAUCAUGAGGGCCCUUGAAACACUGAUUUGGGCCGUUUUUCUUAUCCAGAAGGUGGUGGGGGAGUACGGCAUGGCCCAUUUCAGUGACAAGGGCAAGAGCAAAGGAAAAGAUUACUGCAUAUUCUUCAACUCACAGUGGGCACGUCUACCUCAGGACCUCAAUAAGGCAUCCCAUCUCCAGAUUUAUGACCUGACGACGUCCGUGCUGUGUUCACCCUUGGAGAUCCCAGAGGGAGGCUUCCCCAAUCGCAUCCUCAUGGUGUUGAGGGGCAACUGCACUUUCUACGAAAAGGUCCGAUUGGCCCAAAUUAAUGGUGCCAAAGGUCUUCUCAUUGUCAGCAAGGACAGACUGACGCCACCAGCUGGAAACAAGACUCAGUAUGAGGAGAUUGACAUUCCUGUAGCACUCAUCAGUUUUUCUGACAUGUUGGACAUAAGUAAGAACUUUGGUAAAGGACGACAGGUCGCCAUGUAUGCACCUAAUGAGCCGGUGUUGGACUACAACAUGGUGAUCAUAUUUUUGAUGGCAGUAGGAACUGUUGCUAUUGGAGGUUACUGGGCCGGGAGCAGGGACAGCAAGAAACGCUACAUGAAGCACAAAAGGGAUGACGGUGCGGAGAAGCAGGACGAGGAGACGGUCGACGUCACCCCGAUCAUGAUCUGCGUGUUUGUGGUCAUGUGCUGCAGCAUGCUGGUGCUGCUCUACUACUUCUAUGACCGUCUGGCCAUUUGGGUGAUUGCCAUCUUCUGCGUGGCGUCCUCUGUCGGCCUCUACAGCUGUCUGUGGCCUUUCAUCAGGAGACUCCCUUUCUGCAAGUGCAGGAUUCCAGAGAAUAACCUUCCAUACUUACACAAGCGGCCACAAAUCCGCAUGUUGCUGCUGUCGGCCGUGUGUAUCGGGGUCAGCAUCACGUGGAUGGUGUUUCGCAACGAAGACCAAUGGGCGUGGGUCUUGCAGGACACCCUGGGGAUUGCUUUCUGUCUCUACAUGCUCAAAACUGUCAGACUUCCCACAUUUAAGGCUUGCACUUUACUGCUGGCAGUGCUUUUUAUCUACGAUGUUUUCUUUGUAUUUAUUACUCCCUUCUUUACAAAGAAUGGUGAAAGUAUCAUGGUGGAGGUAGCAGCUGGUCCCUCGGACUCCUCCACACAUGAAAAGCUCCCCAUGGUGCUGAAGGUGCCGCGGCUAAACUCCUCUCCUCUCGCUCUUUGUGACCGGCCCUUCUCCCUACUGGGGUUUGGUGACAUUUUAGUACCAGGCCUGCUGGUGGCGUACUGUCACAGAUUUGACAUUUUAACACAGUCCUCCAGGAUCUACUUCAUGGCGUGUACGAUUGCGUACGGUGUCGGCCUGCUGAUCACCUUUGUGGCGCUGGCGGUGAUGCAGAUGGGCCAGCCGGCUCUCCUCUACCUGGUGCCUUGCACUCUGCUCACCAGCCUCACUGUGGCACUGUGGCGCAGGGAGUUGCCCCAGUUCUGGACUGGAAGCGGAUUUGUGCCUCCCGUAGUGCAUGCACCAAUCACAUGCACACAGACUGUGGCCCCGCCCACGGACCGACCCCCAGCUAAACCACAACUUCAGUCCACAGAUGGCACCAGCAAAAAAGAAGACUCGCCUCAGGAACCGCCUCCCACCGAGAAGGAAGGAAACACGUCAGACUGAAUGGAUGAUUAGUGCAGUUUUUUUAUUUUUAUUUUUUUUAUUUUAUGUGUUGAUUUGUCUUAGUCAGUGGACAGUUUAAUUAUAGAUGUUUAUGUGCACGGUGUGCAACAGGAAGAGCAGAGAACACUUCUGAAUGAAACCCAGUGCUGUUACUUUACAGUUUGUGCUACAUAAAAGGGAAUGAACAGUGUAAAAUGAUGCACUACAGUCCGCCGCUAGUCUCAAACUCGCUAGUUUUAGCAGUCUGUCCAUUAGAAGGGAAUUCCAUGUUUUCAUUUUUUUUUGUUGUUGUUUUCCAACUUGGGCUUUGUUUAAAGAUGCUUGACUUUUUUUUUCACUCGAGACAAAAACGAUAACUGGUCCAGUAUAGCUGUAGUUAGCUAAUACAGUAUGAACUGAUGAGACAAGCUAAAAACUUGAUAGCGAACCACUUAUUGCCAGUAAGUAGUAAAAAUGUCAGACAUUUCUGGUAGUUCUUUCCUGUUGUAAGCAGAACAAGCACCUCAUUGACAAUCAUGUUGUAGGACUUAGCGGAAAACAGCACUGCCAAACAGGAAGAAGGCUAAGGUAAGUUAUUGCCUAUAUAAUAAUUACUUGUUUUUGAAAGUUUCUCUACAAUUAUUGAUGUAAACUUGCACAUAUGUACCUCCGGAUGAUUCCUAUCCAUGCUACCAGAUAAAUGUAAUGACUUUUGCCUAGUUCUGGUGAUAGGCAGGGGUCAGCGUUGAGCAUUUUAAUUCACCCUAUAGGCAUCCUGUGAGGCAAACUAACUACAUCAGUGAUAUUGUGUGUGUGUAUAUAUAUAUAUAUAUAUAUAUAUAUAUAUAUAUAUACAUACACACACACACAGAGCUCUUAAGUUGUGUCGCAGGGUUGCCCUGCGACGUGAGUAAAUUAAGAACCCCCACGAAUGUUUCAAGACAUUUUGGAAACUCCCUUGCGAAUGCCAUUCACAUUCUUAUUGCCAACAGUCUCAGCCCAGUGAGAUACUCACCUUGGCAUUUUAAAAAAUAACGCAAUGCUAAAAUACCCUAGGCCAUAUGAACAUGAGUAGGAAACAGAAUGUAAUCUUCUGACCUCUUAAAAUAGGUCAAGGUUAGCUGUCUUUGAACUUGUCCAAGGUCUGUGUCCCAAGAAUGGUCCGUCUGCCUUUUGAAGACCCUGGCAGUAAUAGGACUGGACUUAUGCUGAGCACAGGCAGACAGACGGACGCAAAACCUGAUAACGCAAUGCCAAAAUGUGGCCUCAGGUAAUCAGUGCUGGACCAAUUAUCAUUUUUAUUCCUGGGCCUAGAUUGAAAAUCCCGGCAUUCCUCUUUAACCUUAUUUAUACUGAGAACAUUUCAAUAUACGUAAAUUGAGUUAAAUAAGGAACCACAGCAGUGACAGCUGAAGGUUUUUCUACUCAUUAAAAAUGUGGUGCUACUACUCAUAGAUGUUGACUGAGCCAAAGGUAUUCAUUUUUUGCAGUUUUGUUUUCUCUUAUUACCUUUUGGUAUAUUUUAUUUUGCAUGCUAUGGUUUUGAUUUUACUCGUAUAAACGCAGUUAUAUGCUGUAGUGCAGACUUUAUGCACCGUGUUGGUGGAGUAACGUUUAAAAUGAUUGGUUGUUGGUUUUGGCCUUACUGUGUCUGUGGUGGAAGGGUUGUGCAGAACUAAAAAAAAUGCACAAGCGUUGUACUGAAAAUAAGGUGCUGCAGCUAAAACGUAGGGGCUGAGGAACAAGUAAUGGCUAAGAUGCCACAUCACCAACGUGAAUCGGCACGUGUGUAAUGGUUAGUGUCGGUUAAUGAAAGGAGCUUUUCUCCCAGUUAAAGGAUGUACUGUUACAGCGUUGUGUUUCUCCACACAGAGACAUCAGUCUCUCUCACUCACACACAGUUUUUAAUGCCUUGGAAUCAAGAAAACAUGGGAUCAGUGCAUCCUCAGUUCAAGGAUUUCGUUCGUCUGGGAAGCAUUUGCACAUUAAAAAAAGCCAAGUUAAUUAGACUGAGUUGAAUUUGUUGGUUUGUGCCCGUUGUACGCUAGCGAGAAUUAAAGAAAACCUAUUGUAACACUACACACAGUAUUCAGUUUUGCGUGUCCAUUUCUAAACAAAGGCAGCCGGUUGCAUAUGCAUCACUAUAAAUCUGUUGGCCAUACACUUAAAUCCGGCAGUUAUGUAAAAUGUGUUGAAGGUGCAAGGCCUUAAUGUAUGCUCUUGCUGAAUUGGUAAAAGGGUUUAUCAUGAAGUUAUUCCUCAGUAUAGUUUGUCAUAAAGUGGGUUUGAAAUACCUCUUAAGAAUGACGCAUAAUAAAAAGAUGUUAUUU